AUGAAAAAGUCCAUGGAGGAACAAACCAGCGCUUUCGAAAGCAUACGCGCGGUUACGGCCUGCUUGGACAGCCGCGUCACUGUAAUGGAGAAUCACAGUGGGGUCCCUGAACCCACCACCGGAGCUGAGCGGCACUCCAGCGGUGGCGCAUUGCAGGAGAGUCCUGCACGCCCGGCGCGCUCUGCGCCACCAGCAGCAGAGUCGGCGUCUUCCCCAGCUUGGAGCCUCGUCGUGCGGGAAGGACGCCGACAGAAAGCAUUGGAUCCUAAGAAUAGUGGUCCAAAGCCACGUAUGCCUUCUUCCAGACGCGAGCGUAAAACCCCGGGCAUAGUUGGAACAGGAGCCGGAUCAAACAUAUGCGCCAUCAGGACUAAACUGCUGCUACAGUCUGUGCUGCUGUCUCCAAACCAGUACACAAAGGUUAAGCAGUGA
Knipowitschia caucasica is the source of this 432-nucleotide messenger RNA. Lineage: Eukaryota; Metazoa; Chordata; Actinopteri; Gobiiformes; Gobiidae. The record is from the annotation of a GenBank genome assembly.